UAUUUAUGAGCGCAGAUGAGCUCUCCCUACACGAUUUCUAAUGGCCAAAUGGUGCUCCAAUGGCCUCUCGCUCCAAUUCCUCCUCCUAAAAGCUUCUCCCCUGCCCAACUCUGCUCCUCCACCUUCUUCUUCCGUUUCAGGAAACAGAGAUUUGUAGUCUUCAACUUCUCAAAAUCCAGCCCUCCUCUCCUCGACGAUGCCUCGAGUGAUCUCCACGCCAUCCCACUCCCUUCUGUCCCCCUGCAAGCCUCUCCUGCUGCGGGCACCGAGAUUACGAAUGAAUUCAUCCAGGGCGUGUGCAGAAAUCUGCAGACCGAGGCUGUUGCGUUUGAGUAUUACCAGAAGGCGAAAGAGCUGCCGGUUUUCCGGCCGGAUCGACGGACCCUGAAGCUUCUCAUUAGGAGUUUGGUCAAAUCCAAGCAGUGGAGCUCCAUCUCGGCCCUGGUUGACGAUCUCAGGUUCUUUGGUGUGGUUCCGGAUCGAUUUACAUGCGCUAGGUUGAUCGGUAGCUGCAUCAGAGCAAGAAAGUUCAAGCUCGCAGAGGCAUUGCUCGGAGUUCUUGAAUCCAAGAAAGGGAGUGAGGCCGCCAUCUCUGCUUUCAGUGCAGCAAUGUGUGGCUACAACCAGCUCCACAUGUACAACUGCACGGUUUCGGCUUACGAGCGUAUGACGGCCGCCGGGCUUUCCCCUAAUACUAGCUGCUACAGGUGGAUCCUCGAAGCAUAUCGAGAGCUGGGGGAGACAGAGAAGGUGAUUGCCUUGUUUCUUGAAUACGAGUCCAAAGAGUCGAAAGCUUCGUCCAAGUCUGUCGAGAUAUACUCGAUCUUGUGUGAUUCGCUGGGGAGGUCAGGAAGAGCCUUCGAAGCUCUCAGAUACUUCAGGGAGAUGGAAGCAAAGGGACUGUCUCCAAACACUGCCAUCUAUGCUUCACUGAUGAGCUCCUUUGCAGGGAUUAGAGAAGCAGAGAUAGUGGAGGAUCUCUUCCAAGAAGCACUAGCCAAGGGCAUGGUGAGAGACAACGCCAUGCUCAUGAAACUGGUUCUGAUGUUUGUGGACGUGGGGCAGUUGGAAAAGACCCUUGCGGUUGUGCAGGCCAUGAGGAAGAUGGAAAUCAGGGUAUCGGACUGCAUACUCUGCACUAUCAUCAAUGGCUUCGUGAGAAAGAGAGGACUCAGAUCUGCAGUGGCGGCUUACGGGCAACUGUUGUCCGAAGGGUGUGAACCAGGACAAGUAACAUAUGCUUCAAUCAUCAAUGUCUAUUGCCGCCUGGGGCUCCCCCGGAUGGCCGAGUCUACCUUUGCGGAAAUGAUAGACAAAGGUUUCGACAAAUGUGUUGUUGCUUACUCUAACAUGAUCUCCAUGUACGGGAAGAUGGGCAAGGUGAAGGAUGCCAUGAGGCUUCUCGCCAAGAUGAAGGAGAAGGGUUGCAAGCCAAACGUAUGGGUCUACAACUCUCUCCUAGACAUCCAUGGUAGACUGAUGAACUUGAGGCAGGUGGAGAAGCUCUGGCAGGAGAUGAAACGCAGGCAGAUAGCACCCGACAAGGUCAGCUACACAAGCAUCAUUAGUGCCUACAGCAAGGCCAGAAGAAUCGAUGAGUGCAUCGACUUCUUCGAAGAGUUUAAGGGGAAUGGUGGGAAGGUGGACAGGGCCAUGGCUGGGAUAAUGGUGGGAGUCUUCUCAAAGGGAAGUAGGUUGGAUGAGUUGAUUAAGCUGCUGCAGGACAUGGAGUUGGCAGGGACUGGUUUGGAUGCACGGCUGCACGAGUCAGCUUUGAAUGCUUUAAGGGAUGCAGGGCUUCAAGUUCAUAUGAACGGGUUUCGGAAAAGCUUCGUCUCGAAGGAGGAUAAGACUUUGUAGGCAAAUAUAUAUCUGGGGAUCGUAGAGAAAGCUUACUAUAUUUCAUACGGAGAAGAAGGCAUUGCCAGUCAUCGAAUGAAUUGUUCUUGUCAGAGCAGAUGCAAUGUUUUGGUGGUGCAUCAACCAGGCUGUGUUCUACUUGGAACUGCUGAUGCCUUGGUUAGAAUAUUUCUAUGUUGUUGCCUGGAAUAGCUCAAUGAACUAUCUAUAUAUCUGAUUUAUUAUUUGCAAAGGAAACCUCAGUAUAAAUCCAGUUUCAGCAAGUUGAUUCAUCAUAUGCUUAUGAUAAUUAUGUGGGAUCCUAUUUUGCAAGUUCUGCCAGCCUUUUAUUUGUUUGCUCA
Molecule: messenger RNA, 2201 nt
Organism: Musa acuminata subsp. malaccensis (wild Malaysian banana)
Lineage: Eukaryota; Viridiplantae; Streptophyta; Magnoliopsida; Zingiberales; Musaceae
Product: pentatricopeptide repeat-containing protein At5g13770, chloroplastic
Molecular function (GO): protein binding
Source: RefSeq, a predicted model, not a curated record